UUUUUUUUUUUUUCAUGUUCAGUAAUAGCAAAUAUAGUAGAGUUGCUCAAUUUGAUGAUGAAGAUGAAGGCUAUGAGGGGGAAAGUGCACUACAACAUCCCAACUCAGUGUUAGUCUCUAAUCAUCAUGGUCAUUGCAACGUUGUUCCUUUACUAUCACAAACUUUACAACUAACUACACCUCAUCACUCACCUCCGAAUUCAUCUCGACCUUCACUAACAACCGCUACAAAUGUCACUCGUCGAUUCUUUGAAACCAAACUACCUAUUGUUUUUCGUAAAGAUAUGAAUAGUUCUGCAGCUUCAUUUUCAUCACUGCCUGCUGUUAUUGUUGCAGAUCUUCAAAAUGGUGAUAUACCUAUUGGAGUUGAUAAAACAACUAUAAUAAGUGAACAAGGCUGGGCUAUUAUCGAUCGUCGAAGGUUUAAGGGCAAAAAUGGUAUAGGAGAAAGUCGACAUCCAUUCAAACAAACAAAUGUGAUAGACGAAGAAAUUGAUCCUUCUGAUCAAGUUACAUGCUCUGUUUUUGUAAAGUGGCAACCCUCUGAAGAAAGACAUGAAUAUACCAUGAUUACAUCUCCUUUAUUUAAUAAGAAAGAAACGAAUGACAUGGACCAAAAUGAAAGAGUAAAAUCAAUCAAAAAAAAAAUAAAUAAAUAAAU
Cokeromyces recurvatus is the source of this 661-nucleotide messenger RNA. RefSeq lists its product as uncharacterized. Lineage: Eukaryota; Fungi; Mucoromycota; Mucoromycetes; Mucorales; Mucoraceae. The annotation marks the transcript as partial. The record is from RefSeq and is a predicted model, not a curated record. The transcript has a single exon.